GUAAUGUCUGCGAUACUGCCCUUUAAUGAUGUGCUCAUAUAUUCCUCUCUGAAGUCUGUCGCAUUUUGAAACGGAUAUAGGGCAUGGCAUCGCCAUUCGCAAAAAUCACCGUCUUUGUCCAAAGGUACCGAAUGGGAUUCUUACUAGCUGGAUGUGGAGCGGUGUUUUCCGCAAACAUGUUCUACCACGUGUUUCCAGAGAACACUUACAAAAAGCUUUAUCAAGCCUGGAGAAAAGGGGAGCCCGCCAGCCUCUCUGAAAAACUGGAAAAGACCUUCCAGGAUGUCCUGAAGGACACAAGGGUCAUUUCGUCCCAAAAGUACAGUGCCUUUGCUGCUUUUGGCUUCCACCCUGUGGGGGCGGGGGUGCCCUGGAUGCCGUCCGGAGCUCACAUUGGCAUACCUGCCAACUUCAACAGCACCCUGGAUGACUCCGCUGGCAUCACCAAUCGCGUCAUCUUCAUCAAUGGGAAAGAGGUGGAGUGGGACAGCGAUUCAGGUGCCGCCCUGAAAGAGGCGCUGCUGCUCUCCCCGGAAGCCCAGAAGUUUGCGGUGGCCAGAGAGGUAGCUCGUCUGGAGAGUGGUGGACCGGUGCUUCAUGCUGCAGUGGCCCCCGCCUGCCUGGCAGGAGUGUGCGUGUACGGUGUGGCACUGAAGCAGAUCUUUGGCCUGUAUAGCGGGCCUGCAGUGCUGCGUGGCCUGGUGAACGUGCUAGCAGUGGCCCUGGGUGCGGCCUCCUACUUUCUCACCUCCGACGCGCUCAGCCAGUGGUUGGACUACAGCUCAGACCGCAAGGCUGCCAGCAUCUCCAAAGACUAUGCCAAAGGAGGGGUGGAGUUCUACGACAAAAUUCUCUCCAGGAAUAAAACCCUGCGUACGCUGAUGGGCCAAAAAGGGGAGGAGAUGUAUGCACCCAGUGGCAACCUGUUCCCUGCCAGUUUACUGCAACUGAAACAUGCUCCUUAUACCUCCAGGAGAGAGGGCAUCGCCAACCUUUUGAAGGAAGAGAAGGUGUAAGAGGAGGCGAGGUGUCCUAUGCUGUUUUGCAAGGGAAAGGCAGGCCUGUGCAGCGUAAAUUAUAAUGAAUGACUGUAAUGACACAUCAUUGAUUGAAUAUUAUUUGUAUGCACUUUUUCUAGUCUCUCAAAGUGUCUACAAAGAGAUGAAAUGUCACGACCACCCUCCCAGAGGACUGAAGGUGUGUGUAUAUCAGGGAAAACUUGGGUCAAUUAAUCAAAAAUGUACAGAAACAGCAAAACUUAAGCAAGAUGGAUUCAAUUGGGACACUUUGGGGACAAUAUGAUCACACUGGUCUGUUCAGUGCUGUGGAUCCUAAUGUUCUAAAAACACUGUGUAAAGAUUACUGUAGAGGCAUGUGCUCCCAUCCACAUCUGUAGGGAUGAUCUAUUCAGUGGGGUUGUGCUACAACAAAGUACUGUAGUAAUACAGUACGAUUGUGUUACAGCAACAUUUGUAUCUUAUGUUCUCUUAUAAGGCUCUCACUUCUGUUGGUGUUGUACUGUCGUUUCUAAAUAUACAGGAAAACUGUCAGUAACAUUAAAUAAUUGGGAU
Megalops cyprinoides (Indo-Pacific tarpon) is the source of this 1571-nucleotide messenger RNA. RefSeq names its product transmembrane protein 177 (gene tmem177). The transcript is spliced from 2 exons. The record is from RefSeq and is a predicted model, not a curated record. NCBI's taxonomy places the organism in Eukaryota, Metazoa, Chordata, Actinopteri, Elopiformes, Megalopidae. Bases 84 to 1016 code for a protein of 310 amino acids.